Messenger RNA from Cervus elaphus (red deer), 1449 nucleotides. Its product is annotated as upstream-binding factor 1-like protein 1. The coding region runs from base 1 to 1449 and encodes 482 amino acids. The transcript is spliced from 2 exons. Lineage: Eukaryota; Metazoa; Chordata; Mammalia; Artiodactyla; Cervidae. The record is from RefSeq and is a predicted model, not a curated record.
AUGGUGAAGGAAGAUGAUGUUGGAAAUGCACAGCACGGAGAAGAAAAUUCUAAAUCUGCCAAAACGGAGGAUCGCACACACUGCAGGACUUCAGAAAUAACUCACCUGCUGAAACUUGAGAGUGAAGAAGCUGAAGUUUCUGCUGAGGUGUCUGAACUGCUGGGAUCACAUAAGUGUCCCAAAGACCCAGAAAUGGCGAUGCCUAAACGCCAAGAUGACUGGUCCAAGGAAGACAUUGUGCAGUUACUGGAAUGCAUGGAGAAAAACAUUCCAUCCAGUGACGGGCACACGUUCAAAACAACCCAGUCAGUGAUGGACUGGGAAAAAGUAGCUUUUAAAGAUUUUUCUGGGGAAAUGUGCAAACUCAAAUGGUUAGAGGUUUCCCAUAAGGUGAGAAAGUUUCGCACACUGAAAGAAUUAGUCCUGGAAGCUAAGGAAAAUGUUAGCAAUCCUUCCAAAAAACACAAGAAAACACAGAAAACACAAGAAAGCACCAGAAAAGACAAGAAGCAUGCUUAUUUGUUCAAGAAGUCCCUGACAGCUUACCGCCACAUUUCCCAAGUGAUGCGACCCCAGUACAUCCAAAAACACCCCAAGAUAAGCAAGCAGGAGCUGACCAGGGAUCUGUCUGAGGAACACAGGAAGGUGCCUGAGCAGUUGAGGGUGAAACACGGUCAGCAUCUUGAGAAAGAGAAAAAGAAUUUUAGGGAGAAAAAGGCUCUGUUCAGAGAACAGCACCAUGAUCUAGUCUCAAACCCCAAGAAAUCUAGUGUCCCCCAAAGAAGUGAAAUGAAAGUGCCAGAGAAGUUUCAGGAGACUGUUCAAAAAGUGAAGUCUCCCCAUGAAAAAAGUUUACCCAUGAUGUGGAAAUUCCAGGGAGAGCCCAAGAAGCCCCCGAUGAAUGGCUAUCACAAGUUCCACCAGGAUCUCUGGUCGAGCAGGGAGCUGAAAGAGGUGCCCCUGAGGGAGCGCAUGGUGGAGCUCAGUAGACGCUGGCAGCGGGUCCCCCAGGACCAGAAGGAGCUUUAUAAGAAGCAGGCAGAGGAACUGCAGACACAGUACAAGGUGGACCUUGAUCUCUGGCUCAGGACUCUGUCUCCUGAAGAAUAUGCUGCUUACAGAGAGGCGACCUGUGCCAAGCGUAAGAACAUGAGCGUGACGGGGGGCCCGAACCCCAAGAUUAGAAGGAUGGAGCUGCAGUCCCCAUCAUCAGGAAAUCCUCAAGGAAGGCUUAGAGAGGACCCAGGGCUUCAGGCUGCAGAGUUAGCAUCAUCAGACACGAUUGGAGAUCAUUCUCCUGCCUCAGGGAGAUCAGAAGAAAAUGAGGAAGAGGAGGAAGGCAGCUCCUCAGCCCCCAGCAGUGAGGAUGAGGAUGGAGAUUCUGAGCCAGAGGAGCGCAGCUCCAGCUCCUCAUCCUCAGGGGACUCCUCUGACUCGGAUUCCGACUGA